UUUUAGAAGCUUGGCUCCUUCUCAUUCCGAGCUGAAUCAACUUCAACUUCAAGCCCUCUUUGCGUGUGGAAGGCGUCGUCUCUCUGCGACUUCGCCCCAGCUGUAGCUUUUGAGACCAUCGUAGAGUGCAACUGGGACCUCAGGAGAGCCUAACGCGCCCGAGGCUAUGAGCGGGGCCUCCCCUCCGCCCAAGCCUUGGGAGGCUGCAAAGGCGUCAGCCACUGCGACACAGGGCCCAGGCCCAAAGCCUUGGGAGCAGCCACAAGCCGCUGUUGCCGCAGCCAGCGCGGACGCCUCUGCUGUUGUCCCUCGUGCCCCUGCUCGACCCUGGGAGCGUGAAGGCGAGACUGCCAACGGCGUCACUUCCUCCAGUUCCCCAUACGGCGCUUCCACCUACGCCGCCGGCGCAUCACCAUACUCUCGGCCCUACAGCACCACAAACGGCGUCGGAUACGGCACCUCCAGUAUGUACGGGACGUCAGGCAGCAUGUAUGGCACCGGUAGCAUGUACGGCUCCAGCAUGUACGGCCGGCCAGGCUACGGUGGCGUAGGUGGCGCAUACGGCAGCAGCAUGUACGGCAGCGGCGGCUAUGGCAGCAGCAUGUAUGGCAGCGGUGGCUACGGCAGCGGCAUGUACGGCGGCGGCAGCAUGUAUGGCGGCAGUGGCAUGUACGGCUCAGGGGGCAUGUACGGCGCCGGCGGCAUGUACGGCGCCAGUGGCGGCAUGUAUGGUGCUGGCGCCGGCAUGAUGGGCGGCGGGCCCAUGGACCCCAACAAUCCGAUGAUGGGGCCGGGCGGGCCCAUGGGCGGCCCGCCGCACCCGCCCAGCGCGUGGCAGCAAUUCAUGGGCGUCAUCAACGGCGUCAUGCACUUCUUCGGCCGGCUGUCCUUCCUGGUGGAUGAGAACACACACGCCGUGCACUUCUUUAUCAGUGCGCUGCUGCAGCUGCUGGACCGCGCUGGCUCGCUGUACGCGGAGAUAGCGCGCUUCGUGCUGCGCCUGCUGUUCCGCAAACGCGCCUCCGUUAUUGCAGCCAAGAAGGCGGCGGCAGCGGCUGCCGCCGCAGGUGGUGGAGCCGCCCCCGCGGUGGGUGCGGAUGCCGCAGGCGCCAUCGUGCCGCGUGGCGCGGCGGGCAUGCCCGGUGCAUCAGCGUCAGGCGCGGCGGAUGCGGGGUUCAGUGCGGCUGCGGGCGCGGCGUUCGGCGGGGGUGGUACAGGAGCGACAACACCCGUUAACACGGUUGGCUCGUAUCUGGGCGGCGCUCAGGCGUUUGGCUUCGGAGGCGGGCCAUAUGGUGGGUCAUAUGGCGGGCCAAUGGGCGGCGGCCCCAUGGGUUCGAUGGGGAUGGGCAUGGGCAUGGGGGCCGGCAUGGGGAUGGCGGGAAUGCCGGCUGGCGCUGGGCAGUGGGACUCGCUCUGGCGGUAGGGGCACACUAGCUGAGGCAGGGAGACAGUACUAGGUAGAUAUCAACAGUGCUAGGCAGACAACAACUUGACUUCCGUCAACGUUCUGACUGGUGUCUACAAUAUGUCAUCGGAGAAGUAGCUCGUGGAAACGGUUUGGCAUGGACUCUGCGUCUAGACGGCUCGUACACUGUGUCUGGCGUGAGAAGUCUAGGGGGCAGUAGUUACGCGGCGCACUAUAUUGUGGUGGUAUCAUAUCUCGCAAGUCGUAGGGAUCUCUGCCUUGCAAGGGUGCCGUUGUCUUGCUGCUGCCGAAUGAGACCAAGGCAGUAGCCCGAAGCACUGCAUGGGCCAGCUCAAAACAUGUGCUGCUUGUGCACGGAAGGAAGGUGAAGG
This is a messenger RNA of Chlamydomonas reinhardtii, 1800 nucleotides long. RefSeq lists its product as uncharacterized. Gene Ontology annotation, biological process: protein import into peroxisome matrix, docking. The transcript is spliced from 2 exons. The record is from RefSeq and is a predicted model, not a curated record. Lineage: Eukaryota; Viridiplantae; Chlorophyta; Chlorophyceae; Chlamydomonadales; Chlamydomonadaceae. Gene Ontology annotation, cellular component: peroxisomal importomer complex; peroxisomal membrane; peroxisome. Bases 167 to 1426 code for a protein of 419 amino acids.